UGUGUGAUGGCAGUGCUUAUUUACCACCGCGGACUGAAGGAACAAGCUGUAGCCUACAGUACAGUACUUAACAACCACAACAAGCUUUAGAAUGUUGGGGGCAAAAGGCGCUCAGAUAAACGUCUUACCUCACAAAGCCAACAAUGACGGAAUAGUGGAUUCUUGACCUGGUCUAGUCGAAGAAAUAUCUCUGCGCGUUGUCCACAUCCCCUCCACCUGACAACCACACGCAAACACAGGACUGCAAAGUUGGCUGCUGUCUGGCGUCCAUCUCAAGUUCCGUGUUCAGUGGUACAGUGUGGUCAACAUGGAUGAAUUCCCCCCCAAAUUCAGCAAGGUGCUGGUGACACCUGAUCCGCAGUACAUACCGGGGUAUGCAGGUUACUGCCCCCAGCUGAAGUACCACCUGGGGAAGACCUACGGCCAGCUGACUGCCAAGCUGCUGUCCUCUCCGGAGGUGUCGCCCUCACGUCGCCUAGUCCUCCACACGGGCUGCUUCCCCUCCACAGAGACAGACACGGGCCCGCGGGACGAGAACUGGAGGAGCCACCAUGGAGAACGCAGGAAUCUAGAGAGGAUGAUACCGGGCUACACUGGCUUUGUCCCCAAAAGCCAGAACUACUUCUCCCGUACCUACACUGAGACGUGUCGCGAGGCACUGUCUGAGUUUGACCGAGACCAGCAGAGGAGGGUUCAUCUGGCACCAGCAGACAAACCGCUUGUCAGCAACACCACCAAUUCCGAGUUUAAACCUCGGAGACUGAGCACCCCUCUGACGGCCAUCUCCAAAGAUCCAGCCCCCUACGAGGCCCUGGAGCCCUGGAAACCCAAAGUGUCUCCUUACUUCAUGGAGGACAGCAGUCCACACAAGUACUUCAUCUCAGGUUACACAGGGUACGUGCCCAAAUCUCGCUUCCUGAUUGGCACUGGCUACCCCAUCACCACCAACAAAGCCCUGGUCCAGUUUGGAAAGGAAAUGAGGAGUGACCUCACCUCCCUGCGUCUCCCUGGGGAGGAAUCAGGAGUCCUGCCCCCCAUCCCCACAGUCUACCCGUCCCACCGGGGCCUGCUGCCCUCCUACACCGGCCAUGUUCCAGGACACAAGUUCAGGUACGGCCAGACCUUUGGGCAGCUUACCCACAAUGCCCUGGGGCUAAGCGGCACUCAGAAGAUAGAGGCCAGAGCUCAGUAACGGAGGAUCUCGACUGGUGCCAAAAUGAGCCAUGAUCAAAUCCACUGCCAAGCUCACAGAUUUCAGCAGACCUGGAGAAACAUGGAAAGAAGCAAUCAGGAGUUAGCUCAUUUCAUAUUCUGUGCCAUGCAGGGGGGUUAUCAAAAUGCCUGAGGGACUGACAUAAAACAGAUUUGAUUCAUUAACCAGAAACAUCAGACACUGAAUAAAAAGGGUGUAUAUACAGAACCACAUGGGAACAUCCAUGAUUCAUCUCCCUUCCAUCUUGCUCUGGCUCUCUCUAAAAUGUCAGGGUACAUUCUUAAUGCAUAUUGAAUCUGCCUACCAUGCUCUCCCCUGUCAAACGGACAGUACAUCACUGUUCAAGCUUUGCUUUCACAAGACAAUGUGCAUACAAGCAUGGGAUUGACAUUUACAUUGUUUGGUUAUAAUCAUGUGUGUCUGUAUUGUGACACUAAAAUAACAUAUCUGUGAA
Messenger RNA from Salvelinus fontinalis (brook trout), 1667 nucleotides. It is a transcript of the gene cimip2b, whose product is annotated as family with sequence similarity 166 member B. Bases 308 to 1192 code for a protein of 294 amino acids. The transcript has 7 exons. NCBI's taxonomy places the organism in Eukaryota, Metazoa, Chordata, Actinopteri, Salmoniformes, Salmonidae. The record is from RefSeq and is a predicted model, not a curated record.